UUGUGGUCCAGUGCUUCAGCGAUCCAGUCCGUGAUAGCUGAUUAUCGAUUCGGGUCCUGUGAUUCAUAUUGCGUGGUUGGUGUUCAGAAUUCCGUGCGUAUUAUUACUACUACUACUAUCAUUACAAAUUGGCGUCGCGUGGUGGAGCUCCCAACGAUUGAACAAUUGAACCUGCAAGCAAGUCCAUCAGAGAUCGAGGAAUGGUUCGAACGGUUCGAGCUUUGGUGCAGCAUUCGCAAAGGUGAUACACAGAAUCAAUCAGCCCUAUUUUUUACUGCUGGCGGCCGUGACCUCUACGCCCUGUUGAGAAACCUGGCGUUCCCUGAGGCUCCAGCCAAACUACCAUAUGAGUCCCUGAAAUCGCUGCUGCUCAACCACCUGCUGCCCACUGAAUUCCAACCAUAUGAAAGGGCCAAGUUCAACUCCAUGAUUUCUGCCGAUCAUGCUUCUUGCCGUGAAUUCAUCCUGCAGCCGUACAAGCAAGCAUCACGCUGCAACUAUGGUGAUCCCCUGGAAGAACAAAUGUGUGACCGCUUGGUGGCUGGCAUCAAUAAUCUGACUCUUGAACGAAAGUUGCUGGAGAAGAAAGAUUUGACUUUUGCUGAUGCCCGCAGGAUCUUCACAUUAUUCCAACGGCAGAAGACUCCACCGAAUCGACCUCCAUUGCUCAAGUGUGUACCGAAGCCUCAACACGACUCUUCAGGCAACGAGAAACGCAUCAAUCCGUAUUUGUCAUGUGGGCUUACCAUGUGUGCUCCAAUUGCCGCUUUCGAAAUGCCAAGUGUCAUGCCUCUGGGAAAACCGGCCACAUUCGGAGACCCAUCCAUAUUUGGACUAACCGCCAUUCGUGAAUUGAACCACUGUGUGUCGCUCCAUACACACUCUAUGUCCAAUAUGCACACCCAUCUACAGCACUUGGUCGUGAAAUUUUCCAAUAACACGGGAGGUAUGAACACACAGCCGGCCAAACUGGAAGGUGACGGUGAACCCAUUUUCCUGAAACGACGUGUAAUUCCCUACGGCCAACGUGAUGNAGUCUUUGUAAGUUAUAUCCCAUAA
Molecule: messenger RNA, 1059 nt
Organism: Echinostoma caproni
Lineage: Eukaryota; Metazoa; Platyhelminthes; Trematoda; Plagiorchiida; Echinostomatidae
Source: the annotation of a GenBank genome assembly